Molecule: messenger RNA, 324 nt
Organism: Colletotrichum truncatum
Lineage: Eukaryota; Fungi; Ascomycota; Sordariomycetes; Glomerellales; Glomerellaceae
Product: MFS monocarboxylate transporter
Source: RefSeq, a predicted model, not a curated record
AUGACGACGGUGCGUAUCUUUUCAUGUCAACUGGAAGAAGAACCAGCUUUUCCGGCUGGGACUAAUACGUACACCUCCUGGAAUUUACUUCCGUCUCUGGCUUCCUCGCGGUUAUUCUCUGCCGCCCGUUUGACGUGUGGUUUGACAAGUCUGGCCCCCCGAUGGCUACUGGCAUCCGCCACGACGGUCUACUGCGCGUCGUUUCUUGGCGUUGCCUUCAGCAGCCAGUACUGGCGGUUUCCUUUCUUUGCUUCUUCUCCACUGCCGGAGCUAGAGCCGGUAUGCUCACCAAUAGCCAUCGGCGAGCUGAUCUGGCGCACCUAA